This is a messenger RNA of Pseudovirgaria hyperparasitica, 531 nucleotides long. RefSeq lists its product as uncharacterized. The transcript has a single exon. Lineage: Eukaryota; Fungi; Ascomycota; Dothideomycetes; Acrospermales; Acrospermaceae. The record is from RefSeq and is a predicted model, not a curated record. Bases 127 to 393 code for a protein of 88 amino acids.
UGCGUGUGCAGUUGCAUGUGCAUGUGGAUACAGCACAUGGUAAGGUAGUAUUCACAGCCAAUAUCAUGCAUCCUUCCAGCAGUCAUAACUACUGUCUGUAUCCACACAGUACUCCAAGUAUCCUCCAUGUAUCCAAGCCGCGGAUCCGGAUCCCUUUCCCUCGGACUUUUAUCUCUCGCAUCCUCUAUCUCUCCGUCGUCACCUCCGCUCAUUUAUUGCAGAUCAACAACAACAGCUACCAUCAUUAUCCCGCCCAACAACCAUCACACAUCAUCAUCAUCAUCACACAUCAUACUCUGCACCUCACCCCACAUCCCCCCGAUUCCCAGAUCCCGGAACCAAAACUCAGGAACCCACCUCUUCUCCAUCAUCCAUGUGAACGAAGGUGUCUGAGUCGGUGCGAAUCCCGCUGCUCCUGUUGUCUCGUGCUCGUCGGGUCAACGUCCAUCACCAUCACCACCACGUUGCACCUUCCGCUUCAAUAUUCUCCUAUCCUCUUCCUAACUUGUUCCCCCAAAUCACACCACCGCU